This is a messenger RNA of Staurois parvus, 378 nucleotides long. The record is from the annotation of a GenBank genome assembly. NCBI's taxonomy places the organism in Eukaryota, Metazoa, Chordata, Amphibia, Anura, Ranidae.
UGCCACCUGUCAGUGCUCAUCAGUGCCACGUGCCAGUGCCCAUCAGUGCCACAUCAAUGCCAUAUAUCAGUGCCCAUCAGUGCCACCUAUCAAUGCCAAUCAGUGCCACCUAUCAGUGCCAGUCAGUGCCACCUAACAGUGCCAGUCAGUGCUGCUUAUCAGUGCCAUAUAUCAGUGUCAUGUAUCAGUGUUGCCUUUCAGUGCCCAUCAGUGAUGCCUGUCAAUGCCCAUCAGUGCAACCUACCAGUGCCUCCUCAUCAGUGCCCAUCAGUGCCACCUAUCAGUGUCCAUCAGUGCAGCCUAUCAGUGCCCAUCACUACAGCCUCAUUAGCGCACAUCAGUGAAGGAGAAAAAUCACUUAUUUACAAAAUUGUAUAA